UCACUUCAAGAUGCUGUCAAGACAGUAUUUCUCCAGAUCCCUUCAAUCACAGUUUGAGAGUUGUGUUGGGGUAGUAAAAAGGAUAUUGUAUCUUUGUGUUGGGGCAGUAAAGAGUAUAUUGUAGUUAAAGAACAAGUUAAAUUGUAACUCUCCACCUGUUCCUCUAUGGACUCUGGUUCAGGAGGGUGAAACAGAAAGCCCAAUGGAAUGUGAGCGUCAGAGAAGGUAAAGAAUGAGAGGGUACUUGAAAGGUCAGAAAGAGAUCUUCCCCUUUAUAUGUCAUUUCAAGACCAUAGCCAGUGCUUUGUGACUGAGGCUCACAGGGUCCUUUAGUGGGCCUCAGUUCUCAAGGUGUGCAUCCUAUGCCUGAGAUCCACGUGGUCUACAGAUGGCUAAGCUUCGGAGUUGGCUUCUAGUGAGCUUAUUUCUCACUGAGGCUCUUUUUUUGGAGGCUGCGAAAAUCCUGACUAUAGCUACACUGGGUGGAAGCCAUUAUUUAGUAUUGAGCCGUGUGUCACAAAUCCUUCAAGACAAUGGCCAUAAUGUGACCCAGCUGCUUAAUACAAUUUCUCACAUUCCAGAUUUUAAAAAAGAGAAAAUAUCAUACCAGGUUUUAAACUGGCAUCUUCCUGAAAAUCAAGAAAAGGAAUUCCAUAAUAGACUAGAUCUCCUUUCAGAAGAAUUAGUUCAUCCAAGAUGGAGAGCCCCUGGUCUCUCGUCUUGUGGAUCUUUGGAUGCAGGAGGACAGGAUGCACUUGUGCACUUUUACCAGGAUGCUUAUCUAGUAAGCACUGAUGUGAAACGGUCCCUAGAGAAGUGCCGUAGGCAAGAGUCAUCGGACUUGGAGGAUUUUAUCUCUAAGUUUGGAGACUCAGGUUUUGUUCUUGUGGCCCUGGGCUCCUUAGUAACCCUGCAUCAGACGAAGGAACUUAUUAAGGAGAUGAACAGUGCCUUUGCUCGCCUCCCUCAAGGGGUGCUAUGGACAGUUAAGGAUGACCAUUGGCCCAAAGAUGUGAGAUUGGCCCCAAAUGUCAAAAUCAUGGAUUGGGUUCCUCAGGAUGACCUUCUGGCUCAUCCUAGUAUUCGACUUUUUGUCACCCAUGGUGGAAUGAAUAGCAUCAUGGAGGCCAUCCAGCAUGGAGUACCCAUCGUGGGAAUUCCAUUUUGUACAGACCAACCUGAAAACAUGAUCCGAAUAGAAGUUAAGAAAAUUGGUGUUUCUGUUCAGCUAGAGACAAUCAAGGCAGAAACAUUUGCACUUACCCUGAAAGAAGUCAUAGAAGACAAGAGGUACAAGACUGCAGCAAUGACUGCCAGGGCCAUCAGGCGCUCCCACCCCCUCACACCGUCCCAGCGUCUGGUGGGCUGGAUUGACCACAUCCUACAAUCAGGGGGAGGAGCACAUCUAAAGCCCCAUGGCUUUCAACAGCCAUGGCAUGUCCAGUACCUGCUGGAUGUCCUGUUGUUCCUGCUGGGGCUCACUCUGGCCACCUUGUGGCUGUUGAAGAAAGUGCUGAGCUUGUUGCUCAGGACUCUGUGUGUGGCUAGGAAGAAAAAGAAGGCAUAAUGUUAAGUUUGACCUGGGGAAGACAUUGGGAGCUCUGUCUCUUUAAAGGCUUCCCCGUUCCCUAGCACAAGGAACUCCCAGGGUUCUCCUCUUUCCUUCUUCCUGCUGUGGACCUCCAGUUGUCCUCACUAUUUCUGCUUUUUUCAUAAUCCUCAUACAGUACAUUGACUGACUGGUGACUCCUCAUUCCCUGGCUCUUUUUGCUCUAGUACCAACCUUCCUUUCUCAGCCUUUGUUUCUCUUCAAUCAUUUUUGCCAUUAACAGCGUUAUGAGAGUGUCAUCCUCUUUGUGACUUCUAGUCUCUGACUCUUACUCCUCCAAUUGUUUUAGAUAAAAAACCCACAUAUUUACAAAUUUCACUUACUCCUAUAUUUUUCUUGUCUUUUAGCCUCUCUUUAGAGUUCAGAAUAUUUGUCCAGUUUCAGGAUUCAAUAUGAACAAAUUUUACCAACAAUGACAACAUAUGAAUACAGUAGAUUAUUUUUCUUAAUAAAAUCAAAAUUAAAGUUCAUAGAAAAUUGAA
This is a messenger RNA of Myodes glareolus (Bank vole), 2091 nucleotides long. RefSeq names its product UDP-glycosyltransferase 3A2-like. The record is from RefSeq and is a predicted model, not a curated record. NCBI's taxonomy places the organism in Eukaryota, Metazoa, Chordata, Mammalia, Rodentia, Cricetidae. Gene Ontology annotation, molecular function: glucuronosyltransferase activity. Gene Ontology annotation, cellular component: UDP-N-acetylglucosamine transferase complex.